GGCUGCAGCACCAGCCGCCAGCGCCGCCGGAGCCGCAACCCCCGGCUCAGCCUCCCCCCGGCCCUGCCGCGGCUGCUGCAGUCAUGGCUGCUGAUGGGGCAGACGAACGCUCUCCGCUGCUGUCAGCAUCCCAUUCGGGAAAUGUCACUCCCACCGCCCCGCCGUACUUACAGGAGAGCAGCCCCAGAGCGGAACUCCCACCUCCAUAUACAGCCAUUGCCAGUCCAGAUGCCAGUGGUAUUCCAGUAAUCAACUGCCGUGUGUGCCAAUCUCUUAUCAAUUUGGAUGGCAAGCUUCACCAGCAUGUGGUUAAGUGCACAGUUUGCAAUGAAGCUACACCAAUCAAAAACCCCCCAACAGGGAAGAAAUAUGUUAGAUGCCCUUGUAAUUGUCUCCUCAUUUGUAAGGACACAUCUCGGCGAAUAGGAUGUCCCAGACCCAACUGUAGACGCAUAAUUAACCUUGGUCCAGUAAUGGUUAUUUCAGAAGAGCAGCCAGCUCAACCUGCAUUGCCAAUCCAACCAGAAGGAACCAGGGUUGUGUGUGGGCAUUGUGGAAACACAUUCCUGUGGAUGGAACUGAGGUUCAACACUCUGGCAAAAUGCCCACACUGCAAAAAAAUCUCCUCAGUGGGUAGCGCACUUCCGCGAAGACGCUGCUGCGCAUAUAUCACCAUUGGAAUGAUAUGUAUUUUCAUUGGAGUUGGAUUAACUGUUGGCACCCAAGAUUUUUCAAGGCGAUUUCGGGCAACAUAUGUUUCUUGGGCAAUUGCUUAUCUCUUAGGUUUGAUCUGCCUUAUCCGAGCUUGUUAUUGGGGAGCCAUAAGAGUGAGUUAUCCAGAACACAGUUUUGCUUAAGCUUAUGUAUGUAUGAUUCAGUUAUGCAAGUGAGAGUAUCUAGCAGUUCUAGAAAGCGACUCUGGACAUCUUUAAAUCAUUUAUCCUGAUGGAUUCCAUUCUGGUUUAUGUAUAAAGUUUUAAGACUUUGGGAGUCCUUUAUGAACAACUGUUCAUUGCUCUACAUUAUCUGCAAAUAGUUUGUUUUGCUCCUAGGUCUAAAACUCCAAAUAAUAAAGCUGUGCCCUCAUGUUCUUUUACAUUUCUUAAAGCUAUUUUUGGUUUAUCUCUAAACAUUACAUGUAACAUUAUUUUUUCAUCAUUUUUAAAUCAGAUAUUUCAUUACUUGCUGACCUGUGAGUAUUCCCAAAAAGUGUUUCUCAAUGUUUCUACAGUAGCUUCACGUUUCUACUUACAUUUUAAUUAAACAGUAUCAAAAUUGCUUGCUUUAAAAUCUAAGCAAUAUGCAUUUUGCUUGAACUGCUUACUGUAACUUUAACCUAAGAUCAUAAUGACCUAAUUCAGGAAAAAAAAAUUGAGUGUACCCUCAAAGACUUAACAUUCUUGUCAGAUAAAAACCAUUUCUAAAUAGUGUAUGCUUGUUUUUUGUUGUUUGUAGAAAGAUACAAUAUUUUGGUAGUAAUUUAAAAUACAAGAAUGAAAAUAUUUAUUUGUCCACAGCUGGAGAUAAUGUUGGAUAAAUGUUUUUUCUCAAAGAUCACAGGACUUUUGUCUUUCAUUUUUGUCUAUUUUUUUCUUUACCGGUUAUGAGUGUUCUAUAAUAGAUUUAUGAAAUUUAAUGUUAAUCAGCAGUGUGUAAUCCUUUGUAGAGCCUGGAAGAAAUAUUUCACAUAUGUGUUUUAUAGUAAUUAACCAUUUAAAAAAAAAGCUAUCUUUACAUUGGGUUGUACGCCUUUUCAUUAGAUCAUGGCAGAUUUUCUUUAUUGGGAUAAUUAUGGACUACUCUGUGAAGGGAGACAUUUUACACUAGCUAAAAUGUUGAUAUUAGAGAUAGUUACUAUUAAAAAUUCUUUUGAAAUGUAGCUGGUCAGAUAAUUACCCAAUAUUCAAGAAAAUAAAUCAGAAACAAAAACAACAUAGUUUUCUAAGAAUUCACUACAAUUUAAGGAAUCAGCUCUUACACUGCCCAUCUUUGCAGUUUUGAAAAAGAAAUUGCUUGAGAAGUAAUGUUCUAAAGGCUUUAAUGUAGCAGAAUUAGAAAAUGAGAUGAUCUGAGUAAAUUAAUUGGCUAUUUCAGGGAUUAAUAAUAAUAUUUUAAAUGAUUUAUGUUCCUAGUUGUUAUAAAAAUGUAUUCAUUGGAGAGUUUGGAGCAAAAUACAUGUAGACUUCGAAGAGUCAAUGAUAAAUAUAUAAAUGCAGUAGCUCAGGAUUAUAUGUACCUUUGAAAACACACUAAUAAAGAUUAUUGUUCAAAA
Molecule: messenger RNA, 2272 nt
Organism: Talpa occidentalis (Iberian mole)
Lineage: Eukaryota; Metazoa; Chordata; Mammalia; Eulipotyphla; Talpidae
Gene: PIP4P2
Product: phosphatidylinositol-4,5-bisphosphate 4-phosphatase 2
Exons: 7
Coding region: 84-857 (257 amino acids)
Biological process (GO): phosphatidylinositol dephosphorylation
Cellular component (GO): phagocytic vesicle membrane; late endosome membrane; plasma membrane
Molecular function (GO): phosphatidylinositol-4,5-bisphosphate 4-phosphatase activity
Source: RefSeq, a predicted model, not a curated record